This is a messenger RNA of Musa acuminata AAA Group (dessert banana), 2291 nucleotides long. Its product is annotated as NAC domain-containing protein 82-like. The transcript has 6 exons. The coding region runs from base 511 to 1827 and encodes 438 amino acids. Gene Ontology annotation, biological process: regulation of DNA-templated transcription. Gene Ontology annotation, molecular function: DNA binding. Lineage: Eukaryota; Viridiplantae; Streptophyta; Magnoliopsida; Zingiberales; Musaceae. The record is from RefSeq and is a predicted model, not a curated record.
GCAGGAAGCUUCCACCAAAUCACACGCGUCGGCGCCGGGUACCACCGAUUAACCCUCCACUUCCUCCCCCCUUCCCCUCCUGCUUCCAUUAUACCCCUUUGUUCGAGAGCGGCGCUUUGCUCUUCGCGUCCAUCGGAUCCCUCAGGCGUAAGUUUGUCCCGGAUUCUGCUUGCACAACAAAUGUCUUUUGACAUCAGAAAGGACUGUUCCUGGUUUCUUUGCUGUGACUUUUGGUUCAUAUGUCGUAGUCGGUUGUGGUGUUCUUAUCGAGUAUCAUUUCGGCACUGGACUUGAUAAAUAUUAGGAGGUUUUGGCUUGGAACUGGACUUUAAUCUAUACACAAAGGAUUUACAUAAUUUUUGGUUGAAGCUUUCUUGUUCCAAGUUUACGGAGAUUAUCACUGCUAUCAAAUCCAGGAUAGUAUUGAUAAGUGCAUAUAUCUUCUUUUGCUGCUGGACUAAAUCACAUUUCAAAUUUCAUUUUAGCAUAGACAGGAAACUCUUCAUCUUGAUGGCUAUGACCUCGCUUCCACCGGGCUUUCGUUUUCACCCAACUGAUGUUGAACUUGUUUCGUUCUACUUGAAGAGAAAAGUAAUGGGGAAGCCUUUCAGGUUUGAAGCUAUUGCUGAAGUCGAAUUGUACAAAUUUGCCCCUUGGGAUCUUCGAGAAAAAUCGCAAUUGCGUAGUAAAGAUCUCGAAUGGUAUUUCUUCUGCCCUCGAGAUAAAAAAUAUCCUAGUGGCUCUAGGUCAAAUCGGGCAACUGAUAUUGGUUACUGGAAGGCUACUGGAAAGGAUAGGCCUAUCAUUCAUAACACUAGUACAGUUGGGAUGAAGAAGACUCUAAUUUUCCAUGAAGGGAAGCCUCGAAAAGGCAGUAGGACUGAUUGGGUGAUGUAUGAGUACAGACUAGAGAACAGAGAAAUGGCUGAUGCUGGAUUGGUGCAGGACACAUUUGUACUCUGCAAGAUCUUCCAAAAAAGUGGUGCAGGUCCUAAAAUCGGGGAGCAAUAUGGUGCACCCUUUAAUGAAGAGGAUUGGGAGGAUGAAGCAUCUACUGAGAAUCCUUUUCCUCUUCCUUGUGUGUCUUGCCCAAGUCAGUUACCAUUAGAUAAUCAGACAAUACAAUUGGAACCUGUUAGUCAGCAACCUGCGGCUUCUAGUCACAUUGAGGUGUCUUCUGAUCCUGAUCUUCUUGUUGCUGAUGGAAUAUUUCAGGAGGAGCUUGCAGAGGUUUUUAAUAGCUCUCCGCGCGUAGAGAAUGCUAAUGCCACAGCAUUCAUGAUGCCUGAUUCAGCCAUUCUUGACAUGAAUGUUAAUGAAACCUCUGCACUGGAUGCUGAAGGAAUGUAUAAUGAAUUAGAAAACCUCUCAGAUCAGGCAAUCAUUUCUGGCAGUACCAAUCACCCUGAAAACAUUUCCAGUGAAACUGCCUUGUAUCCUAUGCUUUCAGAACUUGAUAGUGAACAGUAUGUGGAGCUGAAUGAUAUUCUUUUUACUGGGAUUAGUAACCUCCCUGAUACCAUCAUGCCAAAUGAUCCAUUUGCUUGGAAUCCAUCAGCUCAUUUUCCCAAUUUUCAGGAUCCGACUCACAUACCUGAUCCAAUCUCAUACUUAAAUAAAGAAGCUAUCACUGCUAUAUAUGAUCCUCUUCAAGCAGGACCUUGUAUCACGGGGGAACAACCUUCAUUGAAUAUGCAGAUUGAAGAUUGUUGGGAAAUUAUAUCUCAUCUGAAUGCACCUGUUUCUGAACAUGAACACUAUCAUCCUUUGCAAGAAUUCCUCCAUACAGCGUCUGUAGCCCAUUCUGGUGAUCUGUCUCAACCAUAGAAAAUCAUAUCUUGUCAAAGUCACGUGCCUAUAGUUGCCGAGAUAGCUUACGUAGAAAAGGAAAGAAAAGAGUGUUCCGUGUUCUGCCUAUAAGAGAUGAUCAUUACAAUAUUUCUGUGUGUUUCUAGAUGCAUUUGAACACUUGGACAGAGAAGGAACUGGUUGCUUGCCUCUGCAGAAACUGACCUAGGACACCUUCGGAAUCCGGUGGAAGUUGAUCCAUGCCAUUGUGGAUUCAGUUCUUUGCAAUCUAUUUGUUUGUGAUGGUCGUGUAUUCCUUCAAGAUGUCACUUCAUGAUCUUCUUAUGGUGAUCGACCGGAGUGUCGCUCACUGCAUUUGUUGUAUGUAUCAGGCCUCUGCACUUGCAAGACGCAGGCCUUGGAAACGAGGCCUUGAACUGAAGUGUAUCACUGCUAGGUUCUGUUAUUUAAUGAUAAAAAGACGUCUCUAACUUUUGAAUCAA